GGUCACUAACAGCAUCAGUUUCAGCGUUUACUUCCAACUGUAAAGUACCUCCACUGAAGUUUAAGAACGACAUCACAUAACAAAAUGAAAUUCUUCAUUGCUUUCGCUCUUUUGGCCGUAGCUGCCGCCGAUGUCAGCCACUUGUCCAAGAAAUAUUUGCCACCCCAACAGACCAGCGUUGAGACCAGCUAUUCCGUUCCAGUUGCCACUUUCCAACAGAGCUACAAUGCUCCAGUUCAAGCCGAAUACUCUGCUCCUGCCCCCGUCACUGAAUAUUUGCCUCCUGUUCAACAACAAACUGUUCAACAAUCCUACUCUGUUCCAGCUGUCCAACAAACUUACUCUGUCCAACAAACCUACUCUGCCCCAGCUGUCCAACAAACCUACUCUGCUCCCAGUGUAAGCUACUCUGCCCCAUCUGUCCAACAAGCCUACUCUCCUCCCAGUGUUAGCUACUCUGCCCCAGCUGUCCAACAAACCUACUCCGCUCCCAGCGUUAGCUAUUCUGCUCCCUCCAUCAGCUACUCUGCUCCCUCCGUCAGCUACUCUGCUCCUUCUGUGAGCUACUCUGCUCCUUCCGUAAGCUACUCUGCUCCCUCUGCUAGCUACUCGGCUCCAGCUACCAACUAUGCUCCAUCCGUGAGCUACUCUGCCCCUGCCGUUACCUACUCUGCCCCAGCUGUCCAGACCACCUACUCUGCCCCAGCUGUCCAAACUAGCUACUCUGCCCCAGCUGUCCAGACCACCUACUCUGCCCCAGCUGUCCAGACUACCUACUCUGCUCCAGCUGCCACUGGUACUCAAUAUGCUGCCAACGGUGGCUACAUUUACAAGAAGAAGUUUUGGCAGUGGGAAAAGUUAAGCGAAAUGGGUGCUCGUCUGUUUAUUUUGGGAGUUUUGGUGGCCUUGGCUGCGGCCGAUGUUAAGGAAUUGUCGCGGGAAUAUUUGCCACCCAAGAUGGCUGUUGCCGUAAACCGCGAAUACCUGCCACCAGCUGAGGAGCCUAGUGUGUCCCAGUUUGUUAGUGUUCAAGAACCUACCACCAAGUUAACCCCAAUUGUGGAGGUACAAACUCCAAGUGUCAAGAUUGAGGAGGAUGUACCUCAAAUUCCUGAACCGCAACACGAUGAAAUUGAAAAUAACAACAUUGAAUUGCCAACAUUGAAUUUGAGACAAGGUCCAUUCCCCGGCGGUUUCCCUGGUGCUUUCCCCGGUGGCUUCCCCGGCGGCAAUUUCCCUGGUGCUGUUCCUGGUGGCUUCCCAGCGGCAUAUCCAGCAUAUCCUGGUUUCCCUGGCCAAGGUUUCCCCGGACAAGGUGGUUUCCCUGGAUUUGGUUUCCCAGGUCAGAAUUUCGGUUAUCCCGGCCAAGGAUUUGUCAAUCCCGGUUUUAAUGGUUUCCCUCGUCCCAAUGCUUUCCCAGGUUUUGGUAACUUCUUUUCCGAACAAAUUAAGGAGGAGAACAACAACUCCGACAGCCAAGCUCAAAAUGGUGACCUGAGCCUGCGUGAUGCCACCAACAGCGAAACUGUUUACGACAAAGAAAACGGUGGUUAUCUCUAUAACAAACCAGUUAAAACUUUGUAAACAAAAAAAUUUUUUGAAUUACGAAUCAAAUGUUGAUGGCUACAAAA
Musca domestica (house fly) is the source of this 1631-nucleotide messenger RNA. RefSeq lists its product as uncharacterized. NCBI's taxonomy places the organism in Eukaryota, Metazoa, Arthropoda, Insecta, Diptera, Muscidae. Gene Ontology annotation, biological process: positive regulation of transcription by RNA polymerase II. The transcript has 4 exons. Gene Ontology annotation, cellular component: RNA polymerase II transcription regulator complex. Gene Ontology annotation, molecular function: transcription coactivator activity. The record is from RefSeq and is a predicted model, not a curated record. The coding region runs from base 85 to 1584 and encodes 499 amino acids.